ACACUACUCUUCGCCACACCUAAUCGACCCGCAGAUGAGAAUCAACACAAUUCCAGACGGAGACCAAUAUCUGCCUACUAUUCCGACGACUUUCACAUUUCAAAUACAACUGAGACUACUUUCCCGUUAAUCACUACCGAUAACUAUAAGUACAGGACGGGUGCCCUGUAUUCAGAUCAGGCCCGCGCCUGUCUCACAAUGUUUGACCACUCGUCGGGCCGUGACUUCUCGCCACAUCAGGCGAUGAACGGUUCGGGCGCCGCACCUGUCGGUGAGUUUGAAAGGCCA
Molecule: messenger RNA, 288 nt
Organism: Medioppia subpectinata
Lineage: Eukaryota; Metazoa; Arthropoda; Arachnida; Sarcoptiformes; Oppiidae
Source: the annotation of a GenBank genome assembly